CGUACUUGAAGUUUCUGCAGUGUCGCAGCCGAACAGCCAUGGAUGGAGGGGGCAGACCCCUGGCCCUGUCCGCGCACACGUCGUCUCCUCUUUCCGUCGGAGGGCUGCAGUUGCCGACCUCUUUUCUGCACACGCCGCCACUUUUCCUCCGCGCCGCGUGCGCGCCGAGCCUGGACAGGAGCUACCCGCGCACGCCCAAAUGCGCCCGCUGCAGAAAUCACGGGGUCGUUUCUGCCCUGAAGGGUCACAAGCGCUUCUGCCGCUGGAGGGACUGCGUUUGCGCCAAGUGCACGUUGAUCGCCGAGCGACAGAGAGUCAUGGCUGCGCAAGUCGCUCUGCGGAGGCAACAGGCGCAAGAGGAGAGCGAGGCCCGGGAGCUGCAGCUCCUGUACCCGGGGAGAGGAGGUGCCACGGACAGCGACAUCGGCGCUUCCAGACCGACACUGGCACCUGACGUACCGAGGAUUACGAAUACGUCCGAGCGUUCGACUUUUGAUUCCUUUGGGUCCGAUGACAUUAAAAAUGGGGACCAUCUAGACAAAUACAUUUUAAACGGGUUCAUGAUGGCCUGCCCCUCGCUCCAUAUGAAAUCUCCCGAAGGCAACGGUGACACAAGCCUGAUCUUAGAGAACGGUCUCGGGGAGUCCGCCAAAACAAGCGGCACUCGGUCUCCCAGCUUCGACCAGCUGUCAGAUCGCACUUCAAGCCCACGGUCUCUGUCCUCUCCGGAUCUGGAGUCGGGCAGCGAGUCGGAGAAGCCUAAAGACUCGCCCCGAGUGCUCGCCACGGCCGCUGAAUCUAGCAGAGAGCGGGACCCGGUCGAGGUCCUUUUGAAAAUCUUCCCUCAUCUCAAACACGACGCUCUUGAAUCAGCGCUGAGAACGUGUGCGGGGGACAUUGUGAAAGCCAUCGAAAUCCUUCUCACGUCCAGAGAGGAACGCUGCGCCAGCGAAGCCUCGCCGUUAACCGACAGCCCGCAAGCACUGCGCUCUUCCGUUGGCCUGGUUACCGGUACGCCUUUGGGAACGCUCGGCUCCAAGUCUGCCUUUUCUCCUCUACAGACCACAAGCCCAAAACCUUUUGGAAGCGACGCCUUUCUGGAUUUGAAUCCUCGUUUUGGAAUCAAUCCAUUUCGCUUAGCUUAUUCUACAUCCGGAGGCGCCUUACCGAGUUUCAUCGCUCCCUACCUGACCUCUGGAUUACCCCCCACCUUUCCGAUACGAGCCCCUGUAGAUUACCGGUUUCCCGGGCUGAUUCGUGACCUCGCCUACCAGGGCAGAGACAGUUUCGCCAGCGCGAACGCCUACUCGGGUCUCAGCCAAGAGAAGUAGUUAACGAUUGUUCCUGUUUUUCAUGUCGACGAGGUGAAGAUUUAGGCCUUUAUGUAUUUAGGCUAUACAUAUUUUAAAGAAACGAAAAAUAAGAUGCAUUGAUAUUUUUGUAAUUCAGC
This is a messenger RNA of Electrophorus electricus (electric eel), 1450 nucleotides long. RefSeq names its product doublesex- and mab-3-related transcription factor A1. Gene Ontology annotation, cellular component: nucleus. Gene Ontology annotation, biological process: regulation of transcription by RNA polymerase II; sex differentiation. The record is from RefSeq and is a predicted model, not a curated record. Gene Ontology annotation, molecular function: RNA polymerase II cis-regulatory region sequence-specific DNA binding; DNA-binding transcription factor activity, RNA polymerase II-specific; protein binding. Lineage: Eukaryota; Metazoa; Chordata; Actinopteri; Gymnotiformes; Gymnotidae.